UAUAAAUAUUAUAUAUAAAUAGCUUUACAGUCGUUGUUAAGAUCGUCAGUUCUAGCUGAAAACUGAAGCGGUUAGGAUGAACGAUCUGAAAUAUCUCUGGAUCGGCCUAUGUCUGGUUUGCCUUCUGGGAAAUGCCCGGGCUAGCUGUUAUAUCAAUAAGGGCGACUUGUCAUCCAACUACCUAUUCUUUAGCAUCGAGAACGGUGUCUACGAUAUUUUGCACAGCGACAAUGUGGCCACCAAUCAUGCAGUGUAUUUGCUUUGCGGCGAUUCAAGACAGCCCAUUCAGUUAGUUUGUCAAGCCAAUGGAUUGUUUAAAUCGCAAUUUCCCAAUGUACAGUGCUCAAAGGUGUUUAAAACAACUGUGGAGAUGGUACUAGAUCCCUCUUGUCAUUACGAGAUGUUCCGCGUGGGUUACAAAUACCAGAACCAUUUUAUGGAAGUCUACCGAAGUUGUUACGACAGUUUGAGAUACGCAGCGCAAUUCUCCGUCAACAAGGUGUACCCCAGCAGAAACUCCGCCACUCGUCAGCCUUCAAGCUUUACCACCGAUGGAGCGAUGACCGGAAGCGAUGCUUUCGCGUACUUUUACUCACGAAUUUAUCAACGUUUCGAAAAUGUUCUGGGUCCAAGACAGAAUUAUGUGAAAAACAGAUUACCCAACCUCUUCGAUCACGGCCACCUGACACCAAAUGGCGACUAUUCCUUCGAUCAGCUCCAGAAAUCGACCAACAAACUGAGGAAUGUUGUCCCCCAAUAUUCCAACGUGAAUAUAGGCAACUGGAAGAACAUCGAGGCCUGGGUAAAACGAUUGCUGGUCAACCGAAACUACGAUGUCCUAAAGGUCUGCACAGGUGCAUUGGGAGUGCACGAGUUGCAAGCCAAAAGUGGUAUGAUGACCCCCAUGUAUCUGUUGGAUAACAACAGAAUCCCCAUUCCCAAGUGGAUGUACAAAAUCGUUAGUCACAUCUCGGGACAACAAUGGGUGGUGUUAACCUACAACGACGGACUAACCAGAACACAACCGAACCCAAGUUCGUUCUGCAAUAUAGUCAGAUGUGACCCCGAUCUGAACCUCAGAGGUGUGGGUUUCUCGAUCUGCUGCAGGCCCUUCGAUUUUAUUCAAAAAAAUGUUCCACAUUUGACUGGUGUUUGCUAAACGAGCUAUUGUCAUAAUUAAUAUACAUUCAAAGAAAUCAAAUAUUUACCCGAGUAAAAUGUUUGUUCUCCGUAAUAUUUUUGCAAGCGAA
Drosophila rhopaloa is the source of this 1250-nucleotide messenger RNA. RefSeq lists its product as uncharacterized. The transcript is spliced from 3 exons. Gene Ontology annotation, molecular function: single-stranded DNA endonuclease activity; nucleic acid binding; RNA endonuclease activity. Gene Ontology annotation, biological process: apoptotic DNA fragmentation. Lineage: Eukaryota; Metazoa; Arthropoda; Insecta; Diptera; Drosophilidae. Gene Ontology annotation, cellular component: nucleus; mitochondrial inner membrane. Bases 77 to 1159 code for a protein of 360 amino acids. The record is from RefSeq and is a predicted model, not a curated record.